UUUUUCUUAAAUUGUUUGCAAAAAAUAUUAAUAAAAUUUUUCACAAAACUGAUGGAGACGCCUAGUCUUUCGUAAAAUCAGCUGGCUUUUGGAAAAUGCAAAAAAUCAUCGUUUUGUACGCUGUGAAAACUACACCAUCCAAGUAACCAAACAGAGCAGAGAACAGUUGUUUUUUACCACUCCGGCCUUAGUAUGAAGCUAACGGAACAGGAUCUCCAUCUUUUGGAGUUCGCUUCCUACGACGACUACCUCAACUCGCUGAUCGAUGGCAAAAGUCUCCAAUAUUUCGGUAAUCGGGAAAAUUUAAUCAGUCUUUACCGGACGGGCUACAGAGCACUCACGAAGGAAGCUUUCGACGCCCAGCGAACGUUUCUGGAGGUGACGAAGGACCCGAACACACUGUUCAGCCGUCACAUUGCCCCGAAGGAUCGAUUCCUGCAAGAGAUCGCCAAACGUGAGCGCCCAAAUCGGUUGGGUUUGCUUUCGACCAUCAUCUACAUGCGGUACGUGAAGAAGGCGACCGAAAUCUCGGGCUACAUUGACUACGAGGAGGCGCUGCGCCGGGUGCACCAGGACCAGCAGUACUCGAACGAUUGGCGCGCGAUCUUUGCGGAGGAAAGGGUGCUCUACCCGACGCCCGCCGACCUGCUGUACUACAACGCGAAGACGGGCCGCAGCAUGCGGAACAACACGCGCAACUAUCAGAUCCUGUGCGACCCGGCCCGGGGCAUCAUCUUUCGCAACAUGUACGACCGGAAGGACAUCUAUCCGGACCCGGUGGCCCGCUCGUACGGCACCAACACGAGCCGGAUCGAGCUGGCGAGCGAUCUGUACGAGCAGGUCGUGCUGUACGAUCAUGUCGUGCGGAAGAACUACUGAAACCGGAAGGAAGCUAAUCCGCGCUGUGACGUCCUCUAUUAACGCCGAGAUAGAGAAAAAUCGCUGAGAAAUAUGGAACCUAAACAGAACUUGUAUUGGUUCCAGAACUGAUUCAAAACUCAUACCGUUCGAGGAGAACUGAUACUGAUUCCAUUCCGUUCCACUGAUCCUAUACAUCCUAUAAUUCCUAUAAAUGAUCCCGAUUCCAUCCUGAAGCCUGGAACUGAUCCUGAACUCACGCUGUUACUGAAACUGAUACUGUCCAAUACCGGCCUUGGAACAAAUUACGUACCCGAAUUGGUCCUGGAACUAAGCCUGCACCCAUACCAGUCCUGUAACUAAUCCUAAAUCCACACAAAUACAAAACCUUUACCAGCACUGGAAGUGAUC
Messenger RNA from Anopheles gambiae (African malaria mosquito), 1269 nucleotides. RefSeq names its product cilia- and flagella-associated protein 299. The transcript is spliced from 4 exons. Bases 193 to 879 code for a protein of 228 amino acids. The record is from RefSeq and is a predicted model, not a curated record. Lineage: Eukaryota; Metazoa; Arthropoda; Insecta; Diptera; Culicidae.